AAGAGCAGCUCCACCACAUCCUGCUCUGUCACUCAUUGCUUGAGCUGUUGGCUUUCAGAACGAGACAGAGAGAAAUUUCGUUCACUUCUCACCAGUUAACAGCCCGUCAAGACCCUGCUGGAGCUCUGCACAGUGCCCACUGACAUCUUCACUCACGCUCUAUACCAGCCACAACCAUAGAAAUGGACAAGAACAAUUUCAAGAAGCGAGUCUUACCGCAUUAUUUAGACACAUUAACAUCAGUCGUGACUCUCGCUGAUAUUGUCAUUCGUGCUUGUGACAAAACUCUCAGUGACACAGAGGAGAGAAGAUUCAGAUCUGAGGUGGAAUUGGCUCACACAGAAAUUCAGAACUCAGUGCGAAAAUGCAAAGAGAUCAGAGAUGGUGUGGAUCACAAGAUCGAAGAUAUGGCAUCAGAGAAUCCGGAGACUGAAAUAGUAAGCUUGAGAAAGCACUUGGAGGAUGUGAACAAGCAAUUAAUAGCAGUGAAAAAUGAGAAAGACAAGACCAGAGAUGAACUUCAUCAUUCCCAAACUCAAUUAUUGCACACGACAGAAACUCAGGACAGAGCUAAUGCGAAGAAAGCAGAGAAAGAAACUGUUCGUAACAUAGGCUAUGGUCUGCUCAUCAUCCCCUUCAUUGGAAUCCCAAUGGUUCUCAGCACUUCCAAGGAAAUCAAGCGUUGGGAGGACAUCAUCAAAAUUACAACAGAAACCAAGGGAGAUUUGGAGAAGGAACGUGAUGAGGAGAAGUGCAAACUAGAAAAGUGUUACGAAAAGAUAAAGGAUCUGAAAGAAAAGCGAGUGGAAUAUGAGAGUCAGUGGGAGAAGGAGACAGUAGAAUUGAAGAGAAAGAAAGAAGAGCUCUUCGAUGCACAGAGAAAGGUGAAGGAUAUUCUGUAUUACCUCAAUAAGCUCCAGGGUGCACUGGAGCAGUUACAAGAACAGAGCACUGAGGAGGCCUUCUAUGGGAUAGAAGGGAUCAAAGACCUUCUCCAGGCACUCUUCAACACCAUCCAAAAGGAGAGUUUCGAUAAGGAAUUGCUGUGUGAUUCCCGAAUUGACAGAAAGCUCCAUGAACUAGAGGAGAAAAUCCCAGAGUUUAACAGGAUUUAUGCGCAAUAGAGAAAUACAGAAAGGGGAAUGGGAAUAUGGCAGGGACAGACUCACCGUUUAGGGCUUCCUGUUUCUGGAAGAAUUUCCGCACUAAAAACAGAAAAUGUGAGAGAAAUUCAGCAGGUUUAGCAGUGUGUGUGGCGGGCGGGGGGAAGACAGUGUUAAUGUUUCUUCUUAAAACAUUAACUCUGUUUCUUUCUCCAUUUCUGCUGCUCGACUUGCUGAGUUUCUCCAGCACUUUGUGUUUUUAUUGUAGAUCUUCAGCAUCUGCGGUAUUCAGUUUUUGUUUCAUGUAACUCCCCCUGCCCAGUGUAAAUCCUGGAUUCCUUCUGCUUCCUAACACAAUCCCUGCUUGGUCUGAUUCUCUGUGUUUGCUGUUCACACCUUGCAAUAGAGUCAAAUACGUUUCACUGAGUACGGCCCCUCAGUCCCAGCUGCGACUGAAUCAUCAGCUGGAGUGGGCAAGAGUAACUAUUCAAACUUUAAAUACAAGAAAUAAAAUUAUUCAAAUUGUUUUAGAUUUC
Molecule: messenger RNA, 1639 nt
Organism: Rhincodon typus (whale shark)
Lineage: Eukaryota; Metazoa; Chordata; Chondrichthyes; Orectolobiformes; Rhincodontidae
Product: nucleoprotein TPR-like
Exons: 2
Coding region: 183-1124 (313 amino acids)
Source: RefSeq, a predicted model, not a curated record